AUGGUAUCCUCCACUGUUUUGGCUGCAUGGGAUGCAUGUUCCAAGAUAGACACUCUGUUUAUCCUUGUAUGCUGUGUCUUUUGCUGGCUUAUUAUCCCAGCAGUUGGCUUGGGAUAUUCUGGGUACUCGAUUCAUCGCAAUGCACUUGCAUCUUUCUAUCCAAGUCUUCUUGUUAUUGCAGUCUGUUCUAUACAAUGGUGGAUUAUUGGAUAUUCAAUCGCUUUUGGAGACGGCGGAAGCUUCUUUGGUAGCUUCACCAACAAGGCCUUCCAUAGGAAUGUUCUGGCUAAUCCUGUCGGGGGAAUUCCUGAGAUUCUAUUCUCUGAAUUUCAGCUUAUUUUCUGCGCUACCGUCUGCAUUAUUACCGUGGGCGGUGCAUGUGAGCGUGGAAGAAUACUUCCUCUCAUUCCGUUCAUCUUCCUUUGGUGCACCUUUGUUUAUGAGCCUUUAGCUUAUAUGGUCUGGUCAGAAAAGGGAUUCUUUUCUCAAUUAGGAGUCCUCGAUUUUGCUGGCGGUACACCAGUUCACAUUUGCAGCGGUGCUUCAGCAACUGCCUUGAGUGUUUACCUUUCAUAUCCUCUGUUCCGAUCUCGAGAGUCUGCACACCGUACACCGCAGCACUUAAGGCUUCAUCGACCUCACAACAGCAUGUGUCAACUCUUAGCUCUUAUCAUCAUCUGGAAUGCAUGGCUUGCCUUUGAUGCCGGCACGACUCUUGCGCUUAACUUCAAGAGCAUCAUGGCUGCUGUCGUGACAAACAUCUGUGCGUCGUCAGGCGCACUGGCGUGGGCAUGUAUGACAUACUGGGAAACAGGCAAAUGGAGCCUAGAUAGCACUUUCAUGGGAGCGAUCUCUGGCCUUGUCAUGAUCACCCCGAGUGCAGGAUUCGUCGAUAUGACUACUGCUUUCUUCUUUGGAAUCUUGGGGUCGCUGAUCUGCCGACAGGCGCUGCGAAUAAAAUUCACCAAGAUGGCGGCUCGUUUACGCUGGGUCGAUAAUGGCGACACUUUUGCUACACACUGUAUUGGUGGCUUGGUCGGUACUAUCGCCACUGGUCUCUUUGCACAGCGGGCAGUAUCUGCAUAUGAUGGUUCGUCUGAGAUUCUCGGUGGGUGCUUCUUCGACGGGAACUGGAAACAGCUUGGCAUUCAAGCUCUUGAGGCUAGUACUGGGUCUGUAUGGAGCUUUGUUGGAAGCUAUACUAUCUAUGCCCUCAUUGAUUGUGUUCCUGGCCUGGAGGUCUUGGCUAAGAAUAGUGAAAUUCUGGUCGGGAUGGACGCCUCUCAGAUGGAUGAAUCCCUAUACGAAGCUCAAUGGAGUGGAGAGGAAGAUUACAGUCCAUUCUCAGGAGAUAUCCAGCUGGACUGA
Molecule: messenger RNA, 1368 nt
Organism: Penicillium taxi
Lineage: Eukaryota; Fungi; Ascomycota; Eurotiomycetes; Eurotiales; Aspergillaceae
Product: ammonium transporter
Exons: 3
Coding region: 1-1368 (455 amino acids)
Biological process (GO): ammonium transmembrane transport
Cellular component (GO): plasma membrane
Molecular function (GO): ammonium channel activity
Source: RefSeq, a predicted model, not a curated record